This is a messenger RNA of Micropterus dolomieu (smallmouth bass), 2185 nucleotides long. RefSeq names its product relaxin family peptide receptor 3.3b (gene rxfp3.3b). NCBI's taxonomy places the organism in Eukaryota, Metazoa, Chordata, Actinopteri, Centrarchiformes, Centrarchidae. The transcript is spliced from 2 exons. The coding region runs from base 119 to 1576 and encodes 485 amino acids. The record is from RefSeq and is a predicted model, not a curated record. Gene Ontology annotation, molecular function: G protein-coupled receptor activity. Gene Ontology annotation, cellular component: membrane. Gene Ontology annotation, biological process: immune response; G protein-coupled receptor signaling pathway.
GUUGAGAGCGCCUGGUGAGGGCAGGAGAGAAAACACAGCGCGGGGUUAACAUGAGCUGCGGGAACUCUGCGCACCUGACAGCGCUGGAAGUUUCUUUUCUCCAGGAGCGCAGGAGGUGAUGCGCCCUGCUGGACUCGAGUCGGGUCUGUUACCAGAGAGGAUGGCAGAGUUGGGGAACCAAAGCACCACGUCCUCAUGGAACCGGUCCGCUGGAGGACAGGACCGGUUCAGCAGCCUGGAUGACAUCGACGUGCCGGCGGACGGCUCCCCGGCCCUGCGCAUCGUCAUCUCCAUCGUGUACUCGGUGGUGUGCGCCGCCGGACUGGUCGGGAACCUGCUGGUGUUCUUCCUGAUGAAAGGGCGGCGGGGCAGGAAGAAACGCUCCAGCAUCAACCUGUUCAUCCUCAACUUGGCCGUGACGGACUUCCAGUUCGUGCUGACUCUGCCGUUCUGGGCGGUGGACACGGCUCUGGACUUCAGCUGGCCGUUUGGAAACGCGAUGUGCAAGAUCAUCCUCUCCGUGACGGUGAUGAACAUGUACGCCAGCGUGUUUUUCCUCACUGCCAUGAGCGUCACCCGGUACUGGUCGGUGGCCUCGGCGCUGAAGGACCGGACCCGGAGGCGGGUGUGCCCGGUGCGUUGGGUGAUCGCCGGUCUCUGGGUCUCCGCCACGGUGGCCUCUUUGCCCACCGCUAUUUUCUCCACGGUGAAGAGCGUGGCCGGGGAGAGGCUGUGUCUGCUGGGCUUCCCGGACGGCCAGUCGUGGCUGGCGCUGUACCACCUCCAGAAGAUCUUGGUAGCCUUCGUUUUCCCCAUGCUGAUUGUCACCGUGUGCUACCUGAUGCUGCUGCGCUUCGUCCGCCUGCGCAGCAUGAACAACAACCAGGUGAAGCGGAGGUCCAGAGUGACCCGCUCGGUGACCAUCGUCGUCCUCUCCUUCUUCAUCUGCUGGAUGCCCAGCCACGCCAUCACCUUCUGGGGCGUCCUGGUGAAAUUCAACGUGGUCAACUGGGAUAAGACGUACUACAUGGUGCACACGUACGUCCACCCGGUGACCGUGUGCCUGGCGCACACCAACAGCUGCCUGAACCCGGUGCUGUACUGCCUCAUGCGCCGGGAGUUCAGGAAGAAGAUGAAGGAUCUGUUCUGGAGGAUUUCCUCGCCCACUGGGACGAACACCUGCCCCCUGAGACCGUUCUCUGGGACGGUGAGAGCGGAGCCCGACGACACGCAGGUUGUCAUCCCGCUGAACAACGUGGAGACGGAGAACUGCAGACUGUCUGUUUUAACGGACCAGUUCGACACCGAACCGCUGCAGAGAGAAACCCUGACUGUCCUCCUGAAUCCUGGCGAAUUGUCUCAGCUUUCCUCACAGCGACAUUGUUCUUUGUACUGUACGUGUUGCUGGAGUUUUGACAGCUUGUCUGUUAUUUUUAACAAAACACUGCACACAAGAUCAUAUUUGGCCUCAGUAUUUCGGAGAACGCCGUGCAAGCUGUGCCAAAUCCAUCUCUCGUAUAAAACGAAGGACCGGACAACUAAUCACUGCUAUACCUGGCGCAUGAGAUGUUUCUGACUUUGCAUCAAAUGGAUUUGAUUAGAUUUUAUCGCAAUUUAAAUGUGUGAGACACAAAAGGAGAGAAAUUACAUUCACGCGUAAAUUGCGCACCAGGACGCGCGGUGCGUAAAAACCAACCAUCUGCGCUUUGACUGCUCCGAGUCCGACUGGGAUCUCACAUAACAGUUAUGCUGAUGUUGUUUUUUUGAUUUUGAAAAGCUUACUCUUUGUUUUUUCCUCUACUAUAAAUGAAGUGAAGGCUCAGUGUCUCAUCCAGUGCUGCCUCGCCCUCUAAAGUGCUCUCUGUGUAGAAUUUAUGUUCCAAGCAGAGGAAUCCGGUCACAGUCCGGUCACUGUGCUGCAGGGAGGAUCCGGCCCCGAUCAGACAGAGCGCGAGUGCCCUUUUUGUUGAAGUAUAGAAUUGGAAAAAGGAGCAGCUUGCUGAGUUUACAUGAAGUAAACACACAAAUCGGAUCUGAUCUGAGUUGAAAACGAAGCUCUGUCUGAUCGGCUGCGCAGCAUCACUCUGUGGAGUAUUAUUAGUGUUUGUUGUGGCUGAUUUGUAAAAUGUACAAGCUUGAUUAAGUGAAUGUAAAACAAAUACCUGCCAAUACAACCUUAAAAACA